Molecule: messenger RNA, 1030 nt
Organism: Momordica charantia (bitter melon)
Lineage: Eukaryota; Viridiplantae; Streptophyta; Magnoliopsida; Cucurbitales; Cucurbitaceae
Source: RefSeq, a predicted model, not a curated record
AUGGGAUUCAGAUUGGGAUCGAAGUUGGUGGGUGGCGGUGGUGGUGCUGGCGGCAGCAGUGGAGGCAGUGGUGUUUUAGAUCUCACAAAGUUGGGUGCUAAGCCUAAGGGUGAUAUUACUCAGGCUUUCACAACUGCAUGGACGCAAGCAUGUGCAUCCACCGCUGCAACUAAAAUAUUGAUUCCAAAAGGAGAGUAUAAUUUAGGUGAAGUCAACAUCAAAGACCCUUGCAAGAGUCCAAUUGAGAUUGAACUCCAAGGAACGUUGAAAGCUCCCAUUGUAACAAAAACAGAUGGAUGGCUUACUAUCGGAAAGGUUACUCACUUAACAUUGUCGGGCACUGGAGUUUAUGAUGCCCAAGGAAAAGAAAGUUGGAAAUUGAAUGAUUGCCACGUAAACAAGAAGUUCAACUUUGUUAACAACUCAAUAGUGAAGGGUAUAACUUCAUUGAACAGCAAGAAUUUUCAUGUCAAUGUCAUGGGCUGCAAUAACGUUACCUUCGACCAUUUCACAAUUAUUGCACCAGAGGACAGUCCAAACACCGAUGGAAUUCACAUAGGUCGUUCUAGUGGGAUUAACAUCAUCAGCUCCAACAUUGGAACUAGAGAUGAUUGUGUGUCUAUAGGAGAUACAAGCAAACAAAUAACGAUCACAGAUGUCACUUGUGGACCAGGACAUGGCAUUAGCAUAGGAAGUUUGGGAAAGUUUGAAGGUGAAGAGAUCGUGGAAGGAGUUAUAGUAAAAAAGUGCAAAUUAAUUAAUACUUCCAACGGUGUUACGAUCAAAACAUGGCCUGGUACUCCUGGCACUGGUAGGGUCACUGACAUGCAUUUUGAAGAUAUUGAAAUGGUUAACGUUAGCAAUCCUGUCUUUAUAGACCAAGAAUAUUGUUCACACAACCACUGCGAGAGAAGAGUCCAUCACAGAUUAAGAUCUCAAAAGUUACCAUUAAAAAUAUUAAAGGCACUUCUGCUACUCCGGUAGCAGUCAAACUUGUUUGCAGCAAAAGUCAUCCAUGUGAAGGUGUAGA